AUGGGGAGAGGGAGGGUGCAACUGAAGAGGAUCGAGAAUAAGAUCAACCGACAGGUGACCUUCUCGAAGCGGCGGUCGGGGCUGCUGAAGAAGGCGCACGAGAUCUCCGUCCUCUGCGACGCGGACGUCGCUCUUAUCAUAUUCUCAACCAAGGGGAAGCUCUACGAGUUCUCCACCGAUUCGAGGUAGGCGGAAACGGACCCUCUCGGAGCGAUAAUUCAGGCACUCCGUUCCAUCUAACUAUUUUUUUUCUCGAUACGGAUUUGCUUCUGCUCCGUGGAAUUAUGUCUGCUUGAGUGCUCUAUUCGUGGAGAUUACUUUCCUUAUUCUCAAUCAAGCGCCCAGGCGCUGCGUUGAGUCCUUGCUCCGGCUCUUUCAGGGUAGUAUGUCGUAACUGUUUCUACUCUCUUUCCUCUUGUUCUGUAGUAGUUACAGUAGUAGCACAGGAAUAGUUUCUGCUCUUCUGCGGUAGUAGCUAGGGAGGGAGGAUGCCAGAAGAGUCAGUCGAGGCAGGAUUCCUAAUAACAAUACACAAAAUAAUAUUUCUACUAUAACUCAUCAAUACCGUCAUCGUAUAUUUUUAGGAAAUGUACGACAGCAGGGUUCAGUUUAAAAGGCUUUCCUUCUCUUAUUGACCUAUCAUUUUCCUUGAGAAAGCGUGGGACGCUCUCUUAUCACGUCAGCAACUGGUGCAACCAGUCGCGUUUUUCCUUUAGAGUUGUCUGAUAUCAUGUUCCUCUUUUUCCAUUCCGGGGAAUCUUAACGACAAGUGAAAACUGGGAUAGAAAGAAAGGGAUGGCAAUAUCUCGCUUUACUUUCUGGAGCAACGAAAGACGAUUGAACCCUAAAUUACGUAGAAAAUUUUCCGCACGCCAUUACAGUCGACACAAGGACGUUCUCAUCACAAAUCAGCAGAUAUUCAAGCUCGACACCCGCGUGCUCCUUUACUUCACUCUCUUCCUUGGGAACUUUGUAGUGGACAAAAUAUUUCAGUGGAGUGUACUGAUUCAAGCCAUUCUUCCUCUCUGGCUUUGGUCAGCGUUCUCUGUCAUUGGGAAUUUUUUUUUUAUAUAAACCUUAAAAAGUAUGAUCUGCAGAUCUUCAGCUAGCGACAGUAAAAAUUGAUGCUACCUUUAUAAUCACAUUAUGCGUACACAUUUUUUUUCCACGGUAAGAUUGCUUCCAUUUUAGUCAUUUACCCAUUUAGCAAUUAUCUUCGAUUUUUUUCUUAAAAUCAACUGCAGAAUAGUAUGUAGAUACUUUAUGUUCAUACAGUCUCUGAACGAAAUAUAGGUUGCAGGAUAGCAUGUGGAUACAUUCAUGAAAUUUAUUUUAUUUUUCAUUAAUAUCGUAUUCUAUGGUUCUUUUUGGUUGCAUAAAGGCUCUUUGUUGGUUUAUCAGAUUUGGCUUCCCUUUCACUAAAAAAACUAGCCACUUUCAUCCCCGCUUGUCUGUGCUACUACUCUAGCGUUCUAGGCACCGUGAUGUACCAUCAAUUUAGUGGUUUAUCUACUUUCUGGAAGAGGAUACUUCUGCGUAAUUUUUUUGAAUGAUUUGUAGAGUUUCACUAAAUAUAUAUCUAAUUCGAAAAAUUUGGCAAGAUGUAAUCGACUCAAGGACGAGCAGUACUGAGUUGUUUAUACCAUUGGUUGGUGCACUCAUGCUGUAAUUAAAAUUCUAGCAUCGAGUUUUCUUUUGACUUCAGAUCCAUUUUUCCCAACGAAACAUUGUCAUUGGUCGUAUUUAACGUUAAAAAAGCAACCUUUUGGAUCAAGCUUAGGUAAAACAGGCAGGAUGAGCUUCGCGGCUAGUCUGAUAUCCCUGCGACGGAGUAGAGAUGAGGGAUCCUGUUAGGUGCAUAACCGAGUUAGAACUCGCCAUCCGUCAUGCAGCAUUCCCUAUUUUGGAAAUCUUUAGAUUAUCAAAACCCAUGUGGAGAACUUCCAGAUUCAAAAUUGGACUUCACAGAGCUUUUUGUUUAAAUGAAAAAUAAAAAUCAGCCUUUUUCGUUCCAUGGUAUGUUACAUUCUUAAAAACGACAAAAUAGCGAAGGACUAAAUUCUUGCGGAAGACCAUGGGAAAGAGUGUCUGCCCGUUCAAACUGAUACAUUGCUCGUGUAUUUUGUGGACUGGAUUUUUAAAUAAUUCUUUAUUGCGUUUUGUGCUCUCCCUUGGCGUUUUAAAUAAGUUUUAAUGUUGAUUUUUUUUACAAGUAGCAUGGAAAGGAUUCUCCAACGAUACGAACGAUAUUCUUGCACACAACGAGAUCACGCAGCAGCAGAUCCUGAAGUACAGGUAUGAAUGUUUCAAAAUAGAAUUCAGUCUGUUGUAAGACCAAUCAGUAUCAUAAGAACUGGCAACACUGGUUGGUUUGGUAGCAUCAGAAGUAAUCUUACUAUCUGAGAACAAGAUCUAGUUAGAAAUUCGUCAUUAAAAAAACACUAGAAGGCUUGACCGAAUUUGUGUAGGAAACAUGGCUCCUUGAAUAUGGCAAGCAAAAGGCCAAGAUUGAAUGUUUGCUGAAGAACCAAAGGUAUGGAAUACAGUUAAAACUACUCAAGCGCGAAAAGUAUAUUUCUUCGUAAAUGAUGUGGAGUCUGGCGUUUUCAGGCAUCUGAUGGGUGAAGAUCUUGAUAACUUGAAACUCAAGGACCUCCAGCAGCUGGAGCUGCAGCUGGAAGGUGGGCUUAAAGAAAUAAGAUCAAGAAAGGUGCGUCUUACUCGUCUAUCUAUUUCAGAACAUCAUAUUUUAAAGCGCAUGGUUACUGUGGAAAUCAUUUAAAAUACCCAUUUAAAUCGAUGCAGCACCAAUUAAAUAAAAAAAUAAUAAAGCAACAUGACAGACCCAGUUCAGGCUAAGUUGCCAGAUAGUAGAGGCUAUGAAUACUAAUGAAAGAGAAUCUGUGAAGACCGAAUGCAACCACACCUCACCUUCCUCAGCUGUCUAUGCAUCGCAAAAACCCAGUGUAACCUAAUAUAUAUCUACCUCGAACGUCACAUUUCCAUGUAACGGUUUAUGUAGAUUCUGUAUGCAUUGCAGUUCACUGUCCUACAUUCAUAAGAGAAAUAAAUAAAUAUUAAUUCUUUGGAUAAUAAGUAAUUGGAAAGUAUGGUUUCUCUUUGUGCUAAGCGGAGGAUUUCCUAUCAUUUGUAGAGCGUUCUACUGUUCGAUUCCAUCGCGGAGCUUCAAAGAAAGGUACGCUCAGAUCUUCAUCAGGGAGCAUGGCCAUUAGAUUCUACAUUAAUCCUUCGUAUCUCAUGAGCCAGUCAGCCAUAUUUUCAUCUUUACGUCUCCCUUCGGUAACCCUAAACUGAACUUGUCUCUCCGUUGAUUGCUGUUCGAGCAGGAGAAGACCCUGGAAGAGCAGAACAACGUGCUGCAGAACAUGGUAAUCCAGAGAUUCGUGCAUGGAUUCUUAGCCGACGGCUCCCACAUGUGACACCUGUCUGUUUCUUCCUCUGAGAGCAGCUCCAGGAGAAGGAGAGCGUGGUUGCUUGUCUGGCCCAGAGGGCUCACUGGGAGCUGCAUCCCUUCUACCACUACCAAAACCAGAGCGCCACUAGCGGCUCCUCGUCGCCACCGUCCUUCUCCCUGGGCGACACGCUGCCCGCCACCACUCUCAACAUCGGGUAAACCCAACCCCACCCCCCCCCCCCUAGAAUGUCAACGUUCGAUCCGACGUGGGAUUCAACUGACGUGGCUCGUCGGAAAUAUACCUUGCAGGAUUUACCACCCACCCGAGGAAGAGGAGAACCAGCCGCCACCCCGCGUCGGCAACACUCUCCCGCCAUGGAUGAUAAGCCACCUCAACGCUAGUUAG
Molecule: messenger RNA, 3821 nt
Organism: Spirodela intermedia
Lineage: Eukaryota; Viridiplantae; Streptophyta; Magnoliopsida; Alismatales; Araceae
Source: the annotation of a GenBank genome assembly